UUAAAUAAUUCUUCAAAUUGUUUAUAACAAUGAUUAAUGAGGGUAUUGUUGUAAUUGCGUGCUUUUGAACAGUUUGUGCGAAUCUUGGGUGCAGGACGAUCAACAUAAUGUUGGGCAAACUGAUUAUCUUUUUGUCUAUUAGUAGUACUGCAUAUGCUGGUCCCUCCAACAUCGUGCGACCAUGCCAUUACACCAAUACUGUGUGUCUCCGUGAAAACCUCGCCGCUAACUCCAACUGUAACCCGACCGUCAGAGGAUCAAUUCCUGGGGAGUACAGCAUCGGUAGAUUCCCCUUUGAGACACCAUACUUCAAUGCUUCCUAUAUUGAUAAUAACUUGAUUAUUCGAAACCAUAAUAAAUGUGUCACUUCGGAAUUUUUCUACAACGUACAAGCUGACACCUUGGUGCUAUCCAUAGACUGUCCCUUUCUGGAGUUUGAGUCGGAGCGCACCAUGAUCCAGCAUUUCAGCCUCCGAGAAGACAAUGUGUUUAGUUAUCAUUACGUCGGCAUUUAUCCUCUCAUUAGAAUCACGAUGAACCUCCCCCACGCUAACGCCAUGGACCCGUGCUCUGCUUUCGCGUUUGCAGACGUCACCACUUUACCCAUAUUCAGGAUUAACCCGAACGAUAAGAAGACAGCAAACUACUUGUCCCAGGAUAUGACACUGCUGAACAUCUUCGAACGGGAGACGUUCUUCUACAGAGCCAAACAGUUAAUACUUACUUUCAUUAACUCCAAGAUUUGUGAUUUUGGGUGUAACGCAUAGAUCUCUUCAAGAUAACCAAACAACCUCGAAGGAAACCUGUUGAGUCUACAAUACAAAUUUUGAUUUUGGUUAUUAAUAAAGAUUAGAAAUCUUACUAAA
Molecule: messenger RNA, 866 nt
Organism: Leptidea sinapis
Lineage: Eukaryota; Metazoa; Arthropoda; Insecta; Lepidoptera; Pieridae
Gene: P25
Product: fibrohexamerin-like
Exons: 5
Coding region: 108-767 (219 amino acids)
Cellular component (GO): extracellular region
Molecular function (GO): structural molecule activity
Source: RefSeq, a predicted model, not a curated record